Molecule: messenger RNA, 921 nt
Organism: Sycon ciliatum
Lineage: Eukaryota; Metazoa; Porifera; Calcarea; Leucosolenida; Sycettidae
Product: 52 kDa repressor of the inhibitor of the protein kinase-like
Exons: 1
Coding region: 91-807 (238 amino acids)
Molecular function (GO): protein dimerization activity
Source: RefSeq, a predicted model, not a curated record
CCCAGGCUCGCUGCGCGGAUCCGCGGAUGAUUUGUGUGCAAUCACGUGAUCAGGACGUCAGGACAACGAUCGACAGACGACACUUUGGAAAUGCUGCGCACCAAAGUAGAAGAGAAGCACAAGGAGUGGUACGAAGCUGUGCAGAAGGUUGCUGAUGAUGCUGGCAUCGAGUUGAAGGCACCUCGCGCAUGUGGGAGAUCAGUCCAUCGGGCCAACCCUACCGUACCAGGUGCAUCAGCAGAGGACCACUUCCGCAUCACCAUCACCACGCCUUUACUUGAUUGCCUUCUUCAAGAACUCCACGCUCGCUUCUCCGAUGCCCAGAGCGCAGCAGCGUCUGGUCUUGUGGCAGUCCCAGCUGUCAUGAAGAAGACAACAGAUUGGAAGGCCUCCCUGAAACGCUUCAUCGACCAGUACAGCGAAGACAUGCCAGCACCUUCAUCUAUUACGUCCGAGCUCGACAACUGGUGGGUGAAGUGGAGCCGCGUGGGUGAAGACUCUCUGCCCUCCACUGUUCAAGCCGCACUCCAACAGUGUUGCAAGCACACUUUCCCCAACAUCUUCGCCACACUAGCCAUUCUAGCUGUGAUGCCGAUCACGUCUUGCGAGUGUGAGCGAAGCGUGUCGGCCCUGCGGCUCCUUAAGACCUACCUCAGGAGUACAAUGGGACAGAGUAGACUAACCGGGCUAGCUCUACUCCACAUCCGCUACGACUUGGCUGUUGAUGUCACUGACAUCGUCGACAUGUUCGCCCUCAAGCACCCACGGAAGAUGAGGAUGACCAACAUUCUCCAGGAUGCGGAGUGAGGAAUGGAACAGCCGCCCUGAAUUCUGACUAGAGUUGACAUUGUGUAUAUAGCAUGUACAUAGCAUAAUCUGUGUCUGACUGAGAAUCAUACCGGUAACAGUCGUAAAUUACUU